UCCGUAUUCUCAGUUGUAAACCUAUAAACUAACUUGGGCUAGUGAACUAAUCCAUGACCGCUUGUUUCUGUGCUAAGUACGUCUCUGAUCCGGAUCCGCUUGUUAUACGCAUAUAUACGUAAGCCCUGUGUCUAACGGUGUAAGGAUAAGACAUAAUUUCCUAAUCCACAUAUUUAUAGGAUAGAACAAUCGAAAUUGGAACGUCUUGAAAUGGCUUACACAAUCCCGUCACUACCAACGCCAAUUAAAUCGGAGUUCAUUAAAUCACCGUAUUCAGUAAAUGGGAUCAGUUUGUCUAAUGGCGAAUCCAUCCAUCCAUUAGCUAUGGGUUACCCAUCAAUGAAUGGCCAAAUUUGUUCUCCUACAGGAACUCAAAGAAAGCAGAGACGAGAGCGAACAACAUUUACCCGAGCUCAAUUAGAUGUACUUGAAAAUUUAUUCUCAAAAACUAGGUAUCCAGAUAUCUUUAUGAGGGAAGAAGUCGCAUUAAAGAUCAGUUUACCGGAAUCUAGAGUACAGGUAUGGUUCAAGAACAGACGCGCCAAAUGUAGACAACAGCAACAACAGCAACAAAACGGUGGUCAGACCAAGCCGAGGCCAGCCAAAAAGAAGUCACCGACUAGAGAAACUCCAACAAGUGAUGGCUACAAAUCGCCCGUGACAACGAUGCCAAACAAUAAUAGCAUUUGGAGCCCAGCCUCAAUUCCAGUAACUCCAAUGCCAAUGAGUGAAACGGCCCUAGUAAAUAGUAACAGUUGUAUGCAUCCUUCUUAUAUGGCCAGUAGCCAGCCGACUGGUUACCAACAAAACUAUCAAAGCUCGCCAUUCUAUGGCAGCAUCGAUUAUCUUUCAGCAAUGCCACAGUACGGAGGCGCUUCACUCAAUCACAUGAAUCAAAUGAGCCAUUCGAUGACAAACAAUCAUAUGGUUACCACGCCCUCACAGCUACCACCUCCACCUUCCAUGAGCAAUAUGGCAGCAGCGCAAAUGGGUAUGUCACCACCAAUAGAUUGUCAUGAUGAAAAGAAUGAAUCUCUUUGGAAAUAUCAAGUAUUGUGAAAAUAUUCCGAAAUGACUGUCAAUUAACACCGGUUGAUAAAACUAUCUUUACGCGGGUAUCUGUCGAAUGCGAAUAACUAUACAUGAAUCCGACGGCAUUAUUAAGUCUACCAAACCCGCAAUCUUUCACUCAACGUAUUUACGGUACGCUAUACGACUGUGCAAUCAAAAUAGAUGAGGAACGUAGGCGAAUCAUGUUGACUACAAUUUCCAACGGGUACAACUCCAACAGGAAGAUCUUGUUGAAUUCGUCGGAGAACAUUGUCAUAAAUUAGUCCUACGGGUUUUUGUUUGACGGGAUUUGUUUUCAUUUAAUCUGAACAAAUUAUUUGCUAUACAUUUUUUUUGGUACAAAUAAAGCAUUCUGAAACUUAUGGUUGCGGCUGCGAUUCUUGUUGAUUGUGGUAUUCUGAAUGACUAAAGUUUAGAAUCUGAAUCCUUUGAUCUUAAGCUCUUUCCACACUAUCAAAUUUUCUUUGACAAAAAAUUGUUGUAUGCCCAUAUGUGGUCAUGAUGUGCCUUUAUGUGGUCAUGAUGUGAUGUCAUCAUGACCAUAUUUAGGCAUGUCACAUUUUUUUUUCAAAUAUAAUUUCAUAGUCUGAACAGGGCCUUAAGCGGACAUAAAAACUCAGUAUGUGCUGGUAGUAUAAUAAAUAUAAUAAUAAUUAUGCUAUUAUAAUGAAUGUCGAGAGACUUCAGAAAACUAUGAGCCAAAGAGGACAAGAGAAUUUCGUUUUAAGUCUUUCAACUUAUCAAAUUCAGUUGUGUAAAUUGUAUAAAUGUAAAAAAAUUGUUUGACCCUGAUUUAAAUAAAAAAUAUGUCGUUUUUUUAAAUUAUUUUUUUGACGGUCCAACUGUCAUUGACAAUCGGUCUGCAGGAACUUUCAAAAUUCAGGUGAAAUGUUAAGAAACAGAAAAAUAAAUCCUUGAACAGUGCAAGCCUUGCUUUAAAAGUUCUGAGCUCGGGAUUUAUUAUAAGAAAUCUCAAGAUAUACACGUUUUCCCUAGUAAUUAUGUUUUUAGAUGUUCCAACAAUAUUUAUUGCCAUUCAGAUUAAAUUCAUGUAUUAUGGUUAUCAUAGUUCAGAUUAAAUUCAUGUAUUAUGGUUAUCAUAGUUUUAGAAAAGUUUAGAUAGUUAACCUUUAUUAUCCAGAUUUUUUUUUUGUUCACUCAAAUAAUUACAAAGUACAAUUCUAGAAUAAAUAAUUAAUUUUCAGAUUUAAUAAUGGCCUCGUUUGUGUUUGUAUGUGUGUAUCCAACGUACAUACCAUGGAAUACAAUUCCAAAAAUAAUGGUGUUUUUAUACUCAAAAACCAGGCCUAUCCAAAGUUGCUUUUUCUUAUUUUAUGAAUUGUAAGUACUAAGGACAUUUUUCUUUUGUAUUUCAUCUUACACGCGGUUUCCUUGUCUACCUAAUAAAUGAAAUGAUUUAUGAAAUA
Messenger RNA from Anneissia japonica, 2498 nucleotides. Its product is annotated as homeobox protein OTX-like. Lineage: Eukaryota; Metazoa; Echinodermata; Crinoidea; Comatulida; Comatulidae. The coding region runs from base 211 to 1059 and encodes 282 amino acids. Gene Ontology annotation, biological process: regulation of transcription by RNA polymerase II. Gene Ontology annotation, molecular function: DNA-binding transcription factor activity, RNA polymerase II-specific; RNA polymerase II cis-regulatory region sequence-specific DNA binding. Gene Ontology annotation, cellular component: nucleus. The record is from RefSeq and is a predicted model, not a curated record. The transcript is spliced from 4 exons.